Parascedosporium putredinis is the source of this 1017-nucleotide messenger RNA. NCBI's taxonomy places the organism in Eukaryota, Fungi, Ascomycota, Sordariomycetes, Microascales, Microascaceae. The record is from the annotation of a GenBank genome assembly.
AUGGAGGGGUCACCGAGAGCAGGAGGUCCGGGGCACGCGAGGAACAAAUCAACUACCAAGGCCUUCCGCAACUCGCCAAAGCAGCCGGCCCCAGAUACGCCUCUCGACGAAUUGCUCGCCAGAGGGUUUUACCGUGCUGCCGCCAUAGCGGCAGUUCAGGAGCUCACGUCUACGAUUCCAGACAAGCCAGCUAUCGACCCCGCAGACCACAGCCGCAUCUUCAACCUCCUGUACAUCAGGCUAUCAUGUCUAACCCUCAUCGAUGCCAUGCCUCUAGCCGCGCAGGAGGUCAAGGCAUUUGAGGAUCUGAAUAACCCCAUGGUCUACGUGGAUCAGCUCACCGGCGAGCAUCUCGUGCCGUGGGACCUUCGCGUCCUCAACGUCAGACUGCAAGCGCUGGGUUUCGGCGACCCGCGUAGGGCUGUCAUGAGCUUCCACGAUCUCGCCCGCGAGGCGAGGCAUAACAUUGCCCAAGCCACCGCGGACCACGAUAACUCUGCCAGGGAGCUGUGGAAGGACAGGCUCUACGCUCUCGGUCUCAAGAUUGCGGGAGCGCUCGUGGAGAUGGACGACCUCUCGGGCGCCGCGCAUCAGCUCACCAGUCUAAAAGACCGCGGUGACGGCAAGGUUUCACUAGCGAGAGCGCUGCUCUGGCUCCAUAUCGGUAACGCCGACGAAGCGAGGCGCGUCGUGUCCGGCAGCGGCUCCUCGUUGAACGCGGGGGACAAGACGGUGCUGGCGCUCGCCGACAUGGCGGACGGCGAGUUCGAGACCGCCUUGGACAAAUGGAGGGCGAUUGAGGAAGGCGAAGGGGAGAUGGACGAGAUGGUGGGGAUGAACACGGCGGUCUGCCUGCUUUACUUGGGCAAAAUGGAAGAGAACCUGUCUACGAUUUACGAGCUGUGCGCGGAAAGGACCAAGAAGGGCUUAAAGCUCAGACUCGCUGAAAGGGUUGCAGCAAUGGAAGAGUCAAGUGCUAGAGGGUGGGAGAAGACUAAUGCAGACUUUAAGCUAUGA